CCAUGGACGACGUGGUCACCGACGCGCCGCCGCCGUCCCGCUUCUCCCCGGACGACCUCGACAACUUCGCCGCUCCGCCGCCGCAGCCCACCCCCAUCCUCGUCGUCUCCCCCAACCCUAGCCCCCCCUCCCCGCGCCUCCUAAUCGUCCUCAUCUCCCCCACCUCCCUCGCCCUGCUCCCCUCCCCGCCGCCUCCGCUCCACGCCUCCCUCCUCCUCCCCGACCUGCCCCUGCAGCAGUCCAACCACGCGCCCAUCCGCGUCUACCUCCACCCGUCCUCCGGCGCGCUCCUCGCCGCCGUCCACGCCGCCGUCCCCGCCCACCGCGCGCGCGCCGCCGCCAGGAGCCUCAUCUCCGCGCUCCAGCCGGAGGAGGUCCUGGUGCUAGACGCGGUCCGGAGCGGGGCCUACAGGGGCAGGCUCGCCGCGGACGAGACGGUGGAGGGGAAGCUGGAGACCAGCGCGGCCCGUCGGCUGGGAGGCGUCGGCGCGGCCAAGGGCGUCGCGGCGCUGGCCCCUCCGGGGAGCGUGAUAGACGGGCUCGGCGCGGCCCUGAUGGCGGAGUGCCAGAUCCGGGGGAAGGCCGCGAGCAUGGUGGUGACUUGGCCGGCGGCCGCGAGGCCCUCCGACUUCGGGGUCAUGCGGAGCGUGGCGGCGCAGCUCGGCGUCGAUCCGGUGAAGGCCGCGGCGAGGGUCUCCGGCCGGAGCGAGCUGGGCGCGCUAUAUACUUAAGAAGAUGUUAUCCCUUCUUACUUCUCUGUGCUCAUGGUUCGUCAGUUGUGUUGUUUGAGUUAUGUAAUCUGAGAUGGGAAGUUGGAGAAAAUUCCUAUAUGUAUCAGGGAUUCAGUAUGCAGCACAAAUGAUUUCGUGUUUCUGGCAAUCAGCUAAACAACUAUGGACACGCGAGCUACAAUUUACUACUCUGUUCUGUGUCAUCACUACAUUUGAUUGUGUUGUUGCCGUGCUUGCUUGCGUU
Messenger RNA from Lolium rigidum, 975 nucleotides. RefSeq lists its product as uncharacterized. The transcript has a single exon. Lineage: Eukaryota; Viridiplantae; Streptophyta; Magnoliopsida; Poales; Poaceae. The record is from RefSeq and is a predicted model, not a curated record. The coding region runs from base 3 to 731 and encodes 242 amino acids.